This is a messenger RNA of Mesorhabditis belari, 1098 nucleotides long. Lineage: Eukaryota; Metazoa; Nematoda; Chromadorea; Rhabditida; Rhabditidae. The record is from the annotation of a GenBank genome assembly.
AUGAUAUACGCUGGGACAACAAUCGGACAUCAGACAGAUUGCCAGUGCGUGCCAGAGUCGACGAUUUCGCAAACGAAACGCGAAAUGGAGGAGUUUUUGCGUGGGAAUUUGUUGAAGUUACGAAAUUCGGCAAGAAAUUUGCGACAUUCUACUAAAGAAGAACUCUCCGAAACGCUGAUUUUCUCGCGACAUCGCGUUCUGAAAGAAAUCCGACGAGUGCACGAGUCGCUUUUAAAUGGGAAUUUCGUUGUUGGACCGAUUUCCGAAUUCUUUAACGAUUUGCGGAUGCAAGCGCUUGACGUCAAGCUCUCCUCAGCUGGCUCGUGGGAAUCGUUCCUUCACUCCCGGCUCUCCUCCCUCUUCUCCCAACUUUUCCCCUCGGUUUUCCUCUGCAUGUCCUUCUCGUUUUGUCCGCCAAGACACGAGCAUCACUAUGUGAAAUGUCUGCGAGAGCUCGCCAACGAUCUUCAAUCGAAACUGUUCAACGGUGGAAAGCUCAGCAAAGCCAUUAAGGAAACGGCCAACCAUUUCUCGAAAGUCGUCCAUUUGUUAAAAACCUUGUCCCAAAUCGAGUCGCUCAUCUCCGCCGAUUCGCUCGACUCGCGCAUCUCGCCCCACUGCGGGCAACGAAUGGCCGAGGUGACUCGGUGCCCGCCAUGUCACACAAAAGGCAUUAAAUAUUGUCGUGAAUCGUGUCUCGAUGGAGUCCACGGAUGCUUGGGGAAUCUGUCGGACGAGUGGAAUCGACACGUGCGAUCGGUGGCUUAUUAUAAACAGGCGCUGAGUGGAGAGUUCGUGGUGCUCGAAGACGCCCUGAUUGACUCAUUCGCUCACGCUGGUGACCAUUCAUUGCAUCAAGUGGCUCAAGAAAUCGUUAAAAGUUGUGGCCCACUAUCGCCUCACCAGCACACCCAACUGCAUUCCGGGAAGAACGCGAAGACAAAGUUCGACCCGCCAAGUGCUCUCUCGUCGAAAGCUUUUGAUCUGGCGAACAAGUUUCUUCUCUACGAGAACUUCUGGCUUCGCGAGGGGAGUCGAUUGUGCGGGGAAUGGUCGACGGAGGAGCGGUGCUGGAAUGGGAAACGAUUGGUUGGGACG